UAAAAGGAAAAGUUGGGAUCUAAGAAUUUUUUCGCUUUCUCCACGCCUAUCUUCCCCUUCACAAAAGAUUCCAUCUUUCCUUGCAAAAACAAACUCCAAUCUCUCUCUCUCUUGCUCAGUAAAUCAAAUCUCUGUCCCAUGAAAUUAUUGGGCAACAACAACAAAAACCCAUAAAAAUGAUGAUAAUUUACAUGAUAAUCUCAGCUUUGCUCAGCAAAAUCCUGAGAAUCCCAAUAAGAAUGAUAAGUGGAAGAAAAAACAGGAAAAAUGCAGCUGGGUUUUUCCAUCCAUACACCAACGAUGGAGGUGGAGGAGAGAGAGUGUUGUGGUGUGCAGUUAAGGCCAUCCAAGAUGAACGAUCAGACCUCGAUUGCGUAAUUUACACGGGUGAUCAUGAUGCUUCACCACAGAGUUUAAUGGCUCGAGCCACUGAUCGUUUUGGAGUUCAUUUGAUUAACCCACCUAAGGUGGUGCAUCUAAACAAAAGAAAAUGGAUUGAAGAGGCAACAUAUCCUCGCUUCACUAUGAUUGGUCAGAGCCUUGGUUCAGUCUACCUGUGUUGGGAAGCUCUGUGCAAGUUGACACCUUUGUAUUAUUUUGAUACCAGUGGUUAUGCUUUUACUUACCCGCUGGCAAGGAUUUUUGGCUGCAAAGUAAUCAGCUAUACUCAUUAUCCAACCAUUAGUUCAGAUAUGGUCUCUCGGGUUCGUUCGAGGAGUGCUUUGUAUAACAAUGAUGACUUCAUUGCCAGAAGUGUUUGGCUAUCGCGGUGCAAGAUAAUUUACUAUUCAAUCUUCACUUGGUUGUAUGGCUUUGUUGGGUCUUAUGCUCACAUAGUCAUGGUGAAUUCAUCCUGGACUCAGUCACAUAUUGUGAAGCUUUGGAGAAUUCCUGAGCGUACUAAGAGAGUCUAUCCUCCAUGUGAUACUUCAAGCCUGCAGGCUCUACCUCUGGAAAGGGCCAUAGAUGUGCCAGCUAUUAUAUCGGUGGCUCAGUUUCGUCCUGAGAAGGCACAUCCUCUUCAACUCAAGGCGUUUGCAAAAGCCAUUAGUCAAAUGGAUCCAGGCUUGCCUAAACCUAAGCUCCAGCUCGUGGGUAGUUGUCGCAAUAAGGGAGAUGAAGAUAGACUACAAAAGUUGAAAGAGAUGGCUGUUGAGCUUAAGGUGGAGAAUGACGUGGAAUUCCACAAAAAUAUCAUGUACAGGGACUUGGUCAAACUUUUGGGGGCUGCCAUUGCAGGAAUUCAUACCAUGACAGAUGAGCAUUUUGGCAUAAGCGUUGUGGAAUUUAUGGCUGCUGGUGCAGUCCCGAUUGCCCACAAUUCAGCUGGUCCGAAGAUGGACAUCGUGUUGGAAGAAGAUGGACAGAAAACAGGAUUUCUUGCAGAAUCUUUGGAUGAAUAUGCAGAAGCUAUUCUUGAAGUUUUGACAAUGCCAGAGACCAAAAGACUUGAGAUAGCUGCCGCUGCCAGGAAGCAAGCAGGCAGAUUUUCAGAGCAGAAGUUUUACGAAGAUUUUAAGGCUUCAGUUCGACCAAUUUUAUGCCAAACUUCCUGAGAUAACAAAAUUAACUUAACCAUACUUGUAAUGUUUUUUUUGCCUUACUACAUAGUCGGUAUAAAUAGUCUUAGUCUCAAGUGCCAUUCUAGGAUGCAGCAAAUUUGUGUUGUUGCAUAAAUGGUUCACUAAUCUGACAACGGAGUUAACAGCACGUGUUUAUUGUUACAUAUCUACCUGAAAUGCAGGCAACUAUGAGCUAUCUCUUUGCCUAAAUGGCGGCUAA
Molecule: messenger RNA, 1782 nt
Organism: Spinacia oleracea (spinach)
Lineage: Eukaryota; Viridiplantae; Streptophyta; Magnoliopsida; Caryophyllales; Amaranthaceae
Product: GDP-Man:Man(3)GlcNAc(2)-PP-Dol alpha-1,2-mannosyltransferase
Exons: 7
Coding region: 177-1556 (459 amino acids)
Biological process (GO): protein N-linked glycosylation; dolichol-linked oligosaccharide biosynthetic process
Cellular component (GO): endoplasmic reticulum membrane
Molecular function (GO): GDP-Man:Man(3)GlcNAc(2)-PP-Dol alpha-1,2-mannosyltransferase activity
Source: RefSeq, a predicted model, not a curated record